Molecule: messenger RNA, 561 nt
Organism: Malaya genurostris
Lineage: Eukaryota; Metazoa; Arthropoda; Insecta; Diptera; Culicidae
Product: putative mediator of RNA polymerase II transcription subunit 21
Exons: 3
Coding region: 1-561 (186 amino acids)
Source: RefSeq, a predicted model, not a curated record
AUGGAUUAUCAAUUAUUUCAACAUCACCUACAAGCACAACCUUUUUAUCAACCGCUUCUGCAAAUGCAGCCAGUGCAUCCGUGGCAACAGUGGCACUGGCUGCAGCAGCAGCAACAACCAUGGCUGCAGCAGCAGCAACAGCCAUGGCUGCAGCAACAUCAAUGGUUGCAACAGCCACUUCCGCUACAGAUGCUUCAACAGCCACAAGAACCGCAACAGCAACAACAGCAACAACCGCGAAAACGGCAACAGCAGCCACAACAACGGCAACAACAGCCACAACAACGGCCACAACAACGGCAACAACAACGGCAACAACAGCCACAACAACGGCCACAACAACGGCAAAAACAGCAGCGGAAACGGCUGCAACAAUUUGAUUCGGAUCAAAUUAAAAAGGAUUUGAUAAAGUUACGAAAAAUGGGACGGAACUUUCUGACUUUCGGGCGUCAAAUAAGACGCAGGAUAAAGCUGGCUUCGCUGCCGAGAAUUGAAUCAACAGAGCAUUUAAAUAACAUUAACUGUAUGGUCAAACGACUGUAUGACGAUUUCAACUCUUAA